Belonocnema kinseyi is the source of this 6867-nucleotide messenger RNA. RefSeq lists its product as uncharacterized. Bases 172 to 5805 code for a protein of 1877 amino acids. Lineage: Eukaryota; Metazoa; Arthropoda; Insecta; Hymenoptera; Cynipidae. The transcript has 18 exons. The record is from RefSeq and is a predicted model, not a curated record.
GUUGAUGGAGUUCAUAUUUGUUCAUAUUGUAAAGGUGUUUACGCGGCUUCGCGACAAAAUCCAAUUUUAAAAAUAAGAAAAUCAAUCCAUAAUAGUUGAAGUGUUGCCCGGGCAAAAGUUAGUGUUGUGGACAUUUAUCCUGGCAUUCCAUAAUUUCGCACACUGGAUAUAAUGAGUGAAUGCGACAAUCCAGACGAACACUGCGAGACGUCCAGGGUACGCGAAGAAAAAGCAAUGGGUGACGUGCAUGAUGAGCACACCGAGGAUGAUUCUUACCGUGAAAGUCCUAGCCCGGAAUGUCCAAGACAGGAAGCCGACGGUGCUCCAGAAUCCUCCGGUGAUGAACCUUCACCCAUUGACACUCCCUCAUCUGAUUCAGUGGAGUUACAGAUCGCAGAAAACUGUGAAAGUUUAAACAACACAACCAUGCAAGAAAGGAACGGUAUAGAGAGCAUCGAAGCUUUAGCUGAAGAUUGCAAGGAUUCAUCUGAAACUUCUUCUGAUGAUGCAUUCAUUCUUCCUCUUCGUGCUAGAGAUCCUUGCAGGUGUGAGAUGUGCAGAGUAAAAAGGAGGAUACUUAUGGAAGAAAUGGAGAGAGCAUUAAGGUUAAACAGCCUUUGGACGGAUUUGCGAAAGCACAUACAUUCUGUCUUUCACGCGGCCAUGACUGCUUCCAGUGUCCCUAAUUCUCUUCCAUCUCCAAGCGACUCCUCUCGUCAAAGCAAUUUGCAAAACACUGUUGUACAAUUAUGUAAGAGCGACCCUCAUCAACUUUCUAUGAGAUUGGUUAGUCAAGCGCAAGAGUUCGUAGUGGAAGUGAAGGUUCAACUCUUAACUCUCCUUCACAAUCAGAGGAUUAAUCAUUUAGCAGAAAUUUUCUUAACAAGAAUGUUAGAUGGGUACGAUGCACUAAUAUCGACCGCUCUACAAAUUUCGGAAUUGGUCAAGCCUGUAGAAACGGAAUACUUUCAGAAAUUUAAUUUAACGUGGGAGUCUUUUAAUAAAAAACUAUAUCAGGACUAUGUAUAUACCGAUCCUUUAAUUCAGAACAAACUUCCACCCUUUAUUGGACAGUUACGGAAACUGCUGCCUCUAAAGGGUCCAGAAUACCAGGGCCUCGUUCAUAGGUACCUCGCAUUUGACGAUGAAAUGACCAGGAUUGUUAAUCUGUGGCCGGAAGCUGUGCAGUUGAUCGAUAAGCACAAUAUGGAACAAGCUGCUCGAAUAGUAAAACUGCGAAGGUUCAGAGAGGGUUGGGAGACGUUUACAACGUGGUGGAAACAAGUACAGCAGCAGGAGACGUACAAAAGACACGAAAGGUUACAGGAAGCCAACAAUCAGUUAGGAAAGGAAUCUCAGGAAGGAGUUGUCGCGAAUGGUUCUAACGGUAGAGUUCCAAGUCCUGUAUGUCUUUUAGACACACUCAGUAUUCCCCCGAAGCACGACAUCGCACAAUUUUUACUCGAUGCUAAAACGUCACACCAAAGGCUAGUUGAUGUUUUAAAAUCGAUAAUUGUGUCAAAGGAUCAUUUGACAGUCAAGGAUUAUGGCAUAAAUAUGCCUAAUCAUCCAAACAUGAAUGAUCUUGAGUUUCAAUGUGGAUACGAGUGCGCGUCAACACUCAUUCAAUCUUUCGCUACGUUGAUAGCGAACAGGCGGAACAAAGGCAAGUGCAGUGAAAAUCAUUCAGACACUUCACUGGUCAUCGACGAAGAAAACUGUACUUACUGCACCUUGUCCCCUCUCUUAAAUUCCAACCUUUUCAUGGUAAAAGAGCUCUCCAUGGAAGAGGAAUCUUCACAUUCUAAAGACAAACUUUUUCCACCCUUCAACAAUGACAUUGCAGGAAUGGCGAAGCGUAUAGCGUCGAAUUUUUCGGCGAUCAAGGACCUUUACAAUCAGGUGAGCUCUGCGAUGCCUUGCGAGUGUCCAGAAGUUGUGACACCUCAAGCGGAGUGGACCAAUCCGAAUCUGAAUGCAAUUGACGAACCGAAAUUAUUAGAGUGCGAAACUGAGUCGGCUCAACCAAAGGAAAGUAGAUCGAAUUGUGUCGCAGAGGAUGUAGACUUUAGGAAACUCGACUUCCAGUCGUGUCCCUGCGUUUAUCAGCAUACCAAAGACAUCGCAGAGAAAAGGAAAGAAGUGGACAAUCCGCCCUGUCCGUGUUUGCUAAAUUCCAAACGAAAACUAGACACGUGUCCCUGUUUGAAAAAUACGUGGGUAUCAGCUCCUUCAGAUGGAACGUCGAACGGUCAUUCCGAAGUGCAACCACCGGCGACAGUUCAUCCGAAGUCUGAUCAAGAGCCACCUAAACCUGUGAUGAAAACUAGUUGCACGAAUUCUGCUCAAACCCAGACGAGGCAUUCGACGACUCAAACGAGAAACACGCCUCACCAUCAUAAUCGUACUGCUCGCCAGGGUUCUACACAUUCUCAAGAUGUCAAGACUGCAGCUUCUGUUCACAAAGCUCACAGCCACGGCAAUCAGUCUUCCGUCGCAUGUCACAAACAGCACGUCGUGGAACACAUUAAAAGAGUAUCUUGCAGCGACUUAAGCCCCGGUGAUGGAGAUUGUUCAGAUUCAGGAAGCAGUCACGAGGAUUCUUGUUCGACAAGUAGCUCAUCUCCCCGGGAUUCCAAUCGACAUUGCGAUUGUUGUUACUGCGAGGUUUUUGGUCACGGAGUUCCUUCCGUAGCGCCUGUUAGUCGUAACUACAACGAAAUGAGAGAUAGAUUGAGACAGUUGUUGACAAAGAAAAAGGCUACAAAGUGUAAAGCUGCGUGUAGCCCUCCGAAAAGUCCCGCUGAGUCGUUACCGUCGAAUGCGAAUUCCGAAUCGAAGACGCCGACGUCGUCAAGUCAUUCGGCACCGAGGUCAAAUACACCUUUAUCCACAGCGUCUACUGUUCUGCUGGAUAAUAGAGAUCAAAGAGAUUUAGAUUCCCUACUAGAAUUUAUAGAAGGCGGACAAAAUGGAAAGAGAGACAAUAAAAAGGCUGAAAAGAAGGCGCGGCAGAAACAACGAAAGAUUGAAGACAAACUCAAACAAGAAAGACUCGAAGAGGAACGGCAGAAGUUGAUAGAAAUUCGAAAAAAGACGCCGGAAGUGACUAUCACUGUUGUCGAUCCUCAAAGACCUAUGCCUCACAGGCUGCAGUCUCAUCGGAACUUGCCCGAGGUUUCGAUCCUCCCAGCAUCCUCGCCUAUCGUGUUAACCGCUUUAAAGCAGUGUAAUAUUAAGAAUAAGAAAAAAGACAAGUACGAAGCUCCCAGUAACAUAAGUGUCUCUAGUAAGAGCAACGCCAAGACGAAAGGUGUCGCUCAUACGAAUCAAAAAAUUAAAGGUCCAGUCUCUGUCGACCGGGUCGAUGGAGUUUUCAGUUCGAAUCAGAGCUCAAAAAAUAGUAUUAAGACAGAGAAAGUAAGCAAUAAUAAGGUGAAUAAGGCACAGAAUAAGUCGGGUGGUAAAAAGGGCGGCAAAGUGGCUGCACCUCCUCCAGCUCCUCCGACUCCUCCUCCGCCAGAGCCGAUAGCCAUAGAUGAAUCCUUGUUAACUAAGAAGGAAAGGAAAAAAUUGAGAAGAGAAAGGCGGAAACUGGAAGAGGCUAAGCAAGAGACUGAUAACCAUCUGCAGAUUGUGACGAUCAAGAGGGUUAUGGAGUCGAGUAGUGCCGAGCCUACUGUAACAAUAACGCUCAAAGGCCAAACACCCGCGCAGGAUAAGGUAUUGUUUACUCUAGUGAAUGGCCAAACUAAAGAAUCCACCAAGUCCGACCAAGGUCAGAGUGGUGGCGGAAAGAAAAAGAAGAACAAAGGUAAAAAUAAUAACAACAGCAAUACUAACAACAGCAGCAACAAUAACAAUAGUAACAAUAACAGCAAUAGUAACAAUACGAACAAUAGCAAGGUUAAUAACAGCAACCAGACGCAGCAGAAUAACAAACUGCAACAAUCUAAUGUAAAACAGCAACAGCAGGCGAAGGGAAAUGAUAAUAAGAAUGUAAAACAACAAACGGGAAAUGAAAAGACCAAGAGUGGUAAACAAGUUGAACCUCUCAAGUUGCAACAGCAGGCUUCAGUAGAAACAAAAGCUACGAAAUCGAAAAAGGAUAAGAAGAAUACCGAAAAUAAAGAGAAUGUUUCGCAGCAGCAGAAUAGUUCGAACAAGAAUAAGAAUCAACAGCAGAAUCAGCAACAGAAUCUCACCAGCAAAAAACAAAAUAAAGUUAAUUCAUCUUCUCAAAUACAAUUGGUUCAAAAGCAGACCAGUCUUAAUAACGCAGUGGUUGAUAAGAAGACAAAGACACAGCAGCAGCAACAUCAACAGCAGCAACAGCAGCAGCAGCAAAAUAAGAAUAAUCAAACGAAUGCCAAAAAGAACAAUAAGAAUGUUAAUAGCAGUGGUAAUAACAAUGGUAAUAACAAUACGAACAACAAUGCAAAUAAUAAGUCGAACACGAAUAAGACUGAUAAUAAGAAAAAUCAAAGUAAAGUGCAGCAGAAUUCAGGUAAUAAACAACAGAGGCCGCUAACUGCUGAUGUUCAGAGUGGUAUUAAUGAACGCGUGAGUUCACCAUUUAGUAGUCAAUUUAAAGACAUUAGUGCAAGUUCUAAAAUCAAUAUUGAGAAUCUCAAGCUACCGCCGGGCAUCACGAUAACGAAAGUGGACACUCCUGCAAGAUCUCUUCCAGUUAAAACGACACCGAAGCCUAAACCGCCGAACCCACCGAAGCAGACGACGAUCAUCGCCGCCCCAAUGAACAGUGCUCAGUCUGCUUAUGCCAAUCAGCAGAAUGGCGGUAAUGUCAUUGUCGUUGACACUGGAAAGCUUAAGCAAGAUCUUAUGCCAAAGUCGACUGAUAAAGAUGCGUCAAAGGAAAACCAAAGUGGAAAGAAGAAAAAGAAGAAGAAGAAGAAUAAAAACAGCGUUGCCCAAAAUGGCCCCUCAUCAACGCAUGUGCUCAUAUCUCAAAACAAGGAUCACAGUGAGGAUACGGCUAGAAUACUGCACAAUCCACAAACAAACAUGGUGACUAUCAGGAAUCCAGCUUUCGGUCCGCCAAAAAUGGAAGCAGCUUCACAGCAAGCAGCCAUCAUCAAGGUGUCUGAGAAUGGGAUGGUCACCAUCAGGAGUCCAGCUCUGCAACAGGCUAUCAAUGCCGGAUUGACGCCUCCACCAAAGCCAGACUUUAUCAUCAAGGGCGACUUGACUGGUGGAAAGUCGAGCCCAAACAAUUCCAAUCCAAAGCACACCAAUGGCAUUAUUCCCUCGAGUCUGGCCGAGCUGCGAAGCAGACUCACGCCGGAUUGCACGAGUUUGAGCGACCUUGCCAACAUACAAAUCAGCAAGGUGACGAGCGGUCAGCCGAUACCCGAGAACGGGAUUAAUAUUAAAGGAACGAGCGUGACCUUGACGAAGGUGAGGAAUCCGGAUCCGAUGAUAGACGAGGUUCAGCAGGCGAAGACAGCGGUGAGGGAGGCGAUAAAUGCAUCGAUGGCGGCGGCCGUUUCCAGCAGCGGGGGUGGCGGCGGCGGCAAGGGGAAGAAAAAGAAAAAGCGCGGAAAUGGCGCGAGGCAAAGCGGGGAUGACUGGAACCUCGUUGAGAGCGUAUUCACGCCAAAAGAUAUAGACCUCGAGGAUGGCGAUAUGGACGACGCGGAACGUGAACUGGAGGCCUUUAAGCGGUUCUGCUUGCAGUCGGUGCCGCCCCCACGAAAGGAGAAGGUGAAUCUAAACAUCAAGGACAUCGUCCUCAAGAAGAAGUCGUCUUCAUCGUCAACGGCGGCCGCGAUAGCAGCGAAUUAGCUGUCGCUUGAAGCAUUCCCCUCGUCUCCCUUGACCCUGUCCGACUCAUCUAGUACUGCCAUGAAUCCGGUGCAGAGGCUGUACAGCCAGCUUCUCAAUAAUGGCAGUAAGAAAGUGUCGCCCAGGGUGAAUCGUCUCGGCCGUUUCUGGAAUUGGCCGGUGCGAUUUGAAACACUUGGAAGGAUCAGUAGACGAAACGACUUUAGGAAAAUAAUGGGCAGAGCGACUUGAGGCAAAAGGUCUCGUGAAGAAGCUCGUUUCUGCCGUGCCCUUGUUCCGCGUCGAUUGUUGAACGUGAUUUUUUCAGGCAUUCGGCAGGAUGAAGCUUUUUCUCAACGAGCUUUUUAGGUAUAUAUAUAAUGUAUAUGUAUGUAUCUACGUGUUGUAGGGAAAAAGAAAAGUGAUUAGGAGGCUGAUUUGCGGAGUGCGCACGAUCCCGGUUGGGGCUCGAGUGAAUUAUUGCUCACUCUGCUUUUUGCUCGCGCAUGCAGUCAUACUAAUUUUUCUAUUCCAAACAAAGUCAACGUACACUUUUUACGCGUUUAGUGUGUCACCGUUGUGUCCAUGAAUUUUUUUUUUUUUUUUUUUUUUUUUGAUUAUUUGCGUAAAAUGUUACACUUGUUGAUAUUUUCUACAAAGUCUUGACACUUGACAGUCAAGCGAUACCUCGAUAAUCUCGUGUUCAGCCUGUCCGCGUUUUUGUUGCGAUUAGAUUAGAUAAAAUAUUCGAAUCGUGGAAAUGGUGAGCCUCUGAGUGAUGGCGAUUUUCCUAUUAAUUGUUAUUACUGUAUACGAAUGGAUUAGGUGAUUGAUAACGUCGGCUUGGACGCACUCGAAUUUUUUUUACGGUGAUUUUAAUGAAUGAAUCGUCACUUGUAUAUACUGCACACGUAUUAUUUGCAGGAGAAAUAUUGUCUUAUUAAGCGCGACAAGAUCGAUUAAGGUCCCUGUAAUGGACCUCUUUUACGAGUUCUCUGUGUAAAGAACUCGUACACUUGUUGGCAUUUCAUUAUAGGUCAUAGAGUAUUCUAGAGAUACUGUAUUUGUAGAAUAGCUUUUCAU